This is a messenger RNA of Orbicella faveolata, 1751 nucleotides long. RefSeq lists its product as uncharacterized. Gene Ontology annotation, molecular function: nucleic acid binding. The record is from RefSeq and is a predicted model, not a curated record. NCBI's taxonomy places the organism in Eukaryota, Metazoa, Cnidaria, Anthozoa, Scleractinia, Merulinidae.
UGCGAUAGUUGAGCUAGCCUGGGACGGGUACAUCGCCCUGGUGACGAGGCUGCAUACAAAGCCCGGGAAAAAAGAACAUGGCGGCGGAAACGAUGAAGGAAGACGCAAAGGUCCAACCCUUGGUAAUAUUUUACGAUAGUGAAGCCGCUAACGGGAAUGUUUACCGUGGAGACAUCAUCGAAAUUGCUGCCAAGUGCCACCCUGAUGUAGUGAAAGGCUCUUUUCAGUCACUGAUAAACACGAAACAGCCGCUUUGUGCUUUCGCAACCAGAGAAUGUGCAAUUUCAGAGGAAGACCUCAGAAACAAGCCUUACUUCAAAGAGGUGGUGAUGAAGUUUGUCUCUUGGAUAGAUGGCAUGGUUAAGCUAGCAAAGAAAAAGCAUGGGAAGUCAUUUUUCCCAGUGUUGUGUGCACACUAUGGCUAUCAAUUUGACUUCUUGAUUUUACUGAGCAGCAUGGAGAGAUCUGGACUCCAUCACUCUAUUCUGACGCAACACAAUGUUCAUUUCGCAGAUAGCUUGUUGUUCUGUAGAGAGUUGAAAGACAAUGGGGAAAAGCUGUUGGACAAUACAAGACUUUCACUUGACGCACUAUUUAAGAAAUUCUUUCCAAAGAAAAUUUUGGCAGACAGGCACAGAGCCAUGGGUGAUGUGGAUGGAAUGGUAAAGAUCUUUACUCAGACACCACUAAGAAAACUGCUACAUCGUAUGAAGUAUUCAUCUACCAAAGAAAGAUUGGAGUACUACAUUUCUCAGAAUGGAUCUAAACAGCAACAAGCUAUUUUGGAAGAGAAAUUUCACAAAUUGGAUGCUUGCAGUAAGAAUAUGUCCAUCAAGAAACUGCUGAAGGAAGGUGUGACUUAUAACACUCUAAGGAAGAUCUUUGAAGAGUGCUGCUCAUUCUUAGAUUUCUAUGAAACUAUGAAAACCUAUGGCAUUGAAAGGAAAGUGUCAAAGGUCAUGGCAUUGCAUUUCAGUGGACAAGGUUUUGAAAAUCAAGGUGCUAGAGAGCUGUCAAGACUUUAUGAAGAAAAGCCAACAACACAAGUGUCAUCGGAAAAUCAAGAGAAUGGCAAGGUUUUGCAGCCUGAUAAUCCUGCACACAAACCGCAACCAAUGAUGUCUGCCGCAAAUAACCUACCAGUUGCUAAGUCAUCUAACCAGGCUGAGGCUGGCGAGGAUUGGGAGAAUGAGGUAGCAACAGCUGCACCUCGGACAGACUUCACCCUGAAGUGCACAACUCCCACACCCCUCAGCAUGGAUGUUGAAGACAUUUCGUCUACACAGUGGCUUAAGACAACGCGCAGCGAGAGUCCAAAAGGGAAACCCCAAGCUGCAAUUGCCCAUUCCCAUUCUCAGAAGCAUGACGGUAGAAAUGGUGAAGUCACCAGUAAGAGACUUCAGGGAAAAGCCAGGAAAGCUGUCGUCAGAGACCGAUCUUCAAAUUCAACGUCGAGUGCACCAAAGCAGUUUAGCGAAAAGAGUGGCAAACUUAAGAGACCAUUCAAAGAAAGUAAACAAGAGGGAAGGAUGAAAAAGGAGCCCAUAUCUUCAAAAAGAGGGAGCAAAAAUGAAUCUAGUAAGAAGAAAACACCUAAAUCAAAAGACACCUCUGAGGGACAUUCAGAUGAGAAGACUACUGAAACAUCAGUUGGCAGUGUCUCUUCAGAAGGAAUUAAACNUCAAACACUGUCUUUCAUAUACAAGGGAAGUAAUACAUACUAUAACCAGCAAAAAUCAUGGCUUCUUUGA